Molecule: messenger RNA, 1555 nt
Organism: Hippocampus zosterae (dwarf seahorse)
Lineage: Eukaryota; Metazoa; Chordata; Actinopteri; Syngnathiformes; Syngnathidae
Gene: pip5kl1
Product: phosphatidylinositol-4-phosphate 5-kinase-like 1
Exons: 10
Coding region: 133-1473 (446 amino acids)
Biological process (GO): phosphatidylinositol metabolic process
Molecular function (GO): phosphatidylinositol kinase activity
Source: RefSeq, a predicted model, not a curated record
ACACACACGAGACACGCCGUACAGUUGGAUAUUGUGUCGCCUCUGGAACAGGCUGCGCUUCCCACCAUGAGCAUGUGAGUUGGCACGUGAUGGAUCGCGCGCAUUCUAUUCUUCGUCCACCACAGCAGUCAGAUGCAGGGGGAGGUGGCACCUCGCGGCUGCAGCAAGCACUCCGGCGCACUCAAGAGAAAAAGAUGGGGCGGUUUGAGACGGCAGUGGGAGCUUCUGGGCUUAUUUGAAAUUGAUCAGCACCACGAGUUCUACAGCCUGACAUGCAUGAUGAAGGAGGGAUUGUUUUCAUCCAUCCAAACCACCGUUGAGCGUGCAUCUACGAGUCAACUGGUCGAAGAGGAUUUCAGAGCGGAGGACACUCGGAUUCACAAGGGUUUCGCAUGGGAGACGUUUGCGGGCCCGGUGUUUGCCAACCUACGGCGCUCUUUAGGCGUGACGGAGCAGGAGUAUCAGCAGUCGCUCUGCUCUGACGAGUGCUACCUUCAGUUCAUCAGCAACUCCAAAAGCAAGGCUGACUUCUUCCUCACGAAUGACAAACGCUUCUUUUUGAAGACCCAGAAUGAACGAGAAAUCCGAUUCCUUCUGGACAACCUGAACAACUAUGUGGCACAUUUGCAGAAGUACCCCCAUUCUCUUCUGGUCAAGUUGCUCGGUGUUCACAGAAUCAAAAUUUCCUACAGGCAAAAGAAAUACUUCAUCGUGAUGCAAAGUGUCUUUUAUCCAGAUGAUCGAAUAAGUGCCAGGUACGAUAUCAAAGGUUGUGAAGUGAGUCGCUGGACGGAUCCUUCACCGGAUGGAUGCCAGAUUAUUGUGGUCCUCAAAGACCUCAAUUUCGAAGGCCAGUACAUCACUCUCGAGCGGCAGCGUUACUGGCUCCUGCGACAAAUGGAGAUCGACACCGAGUUUCUGCGAAGCCUCAACGUGUUGGAUUACAGCCUUCUGCUGGCCCACCAACCUUUGCAGCGAGACGAGCGUCACCAGGCGCUCUCCUUCGCUUCGCUCAUCGUGCGAACCAAGCGAUCGGUGAAUCCAAGCACCAGCCCCGCCGCCCAGGACACGCCUUGUGUUCCCGGAGCUGUCCCGGAGGACGACGACGACGACGACGCCGCCGCUUGCGUUUCAUCCGAAACCGAGAGCGAGCCUUCGAAGCGAGCGCAAGCGAGAGACGGCCCGGGCGGAGAAGCGCAUCACCUUGCCGCCGGGGAAAGCGAAGGACUCCCCGACUCGGAGGUCCAAAACCGACGUUUACUGCUCAACUUAAAAAACGCUCUGCAUGUCAUCGAUGGACCCGAGCAGCGCUACUUCAUUGGCAUCAUUGACAUUUUUACAGUUUAUAGUUUGAAGAAGAGACUGGAAUAUUGGUGGAAGAGACUGAGGCAUCCCGGCCGCACCUUCUCCACAGUCAGUCCGCGCAUUUAUUGCACUCGGCUUUGCCGGUGGGUGCUGGAGCAUAGCAAGUAGGCGGCCGCUGACUCCAAACCAAACUUGUCUCGACUACUCAUCUGCAAGCAAUUAAAGCAACUCGGUGCACUGGCAACUCACA